AUGCGUUUUAUUAUAUUCCCGGCAGCCUUGCAGUUCACUACCCUUGCACUGGCUUCUACUUCUGCAAAGCGUCAAGCCUUACCGUGGCUCAAUGGUGGAAGCUGUCCAGACUCUAGCCUGUCUGAGGUAUGCCUAGGGACCGAAUCGUGGUGCAGUGCAUACCUGCAUCUAUCAGGAUAUAAGAGCCAGGACGAGUGUUUCAGCGCUAGAGGUCCCCGUCCGACUGGGUCCAAGCUUCCAUGGCAGCAACCGAGGGAAGGUUGCAUGGAAGAUAACUCCGAAUCCUGCAGGGGAACAGAAGUAUUCUGUACUGGAAUUGAAUCCCAGGAACGAGUGGCGGCCUGCUUUGUUGCCAGAGAGCUCGGUCCAUGGAUACACAGACAAACUGGUUGCUCGGAUCUGAAUGAACGUUGCCUCGGCACAGACGCUUGGUGUGAAAGAUCACAGCCUUACUGGAAGAACAAGGAUGAAUGCCUUGCGCGCCGACAACCUGCUCCUGCAGCUCCCACCCAGACCACCCAGACAAACGGUAAAAAACAGUGGCUUCAGGCAGAAAACUGCCCAGAGGUAUCUGAGCGUUGUUUGGGAUCGGAAGCGUGGUGCUUGAGUAAUCCAAGCGAGGAUCUACUAGGUAAAGACUGUCUAUCGGAACGAGAAGAGGCGCCUUUCGAGACCGGUCAAUCUAACUGUAACGAGAAAUUGGAGCGAUGUCUGGGUACUGAGAGGUGGUGCAACGAUAACUACAAAGCAUUAUACGAGAGCCGCUCUGACUGUUACGAAACACGCGGGAUUCCCAUAAGGGCGUUUGAGGAAGAAAUUGCCCGAGCUCUGGAGCCAAAGGCACAAAAGCUGGCUCGUGACUCGUUUAUCAACGUGGCGGUUGACACAGCGACCCGGCAACUAUUGAACAAGGCUUCAAUCCAAUCAGCAAAGAGGGCAGCGCAAGAAGACGGUCUCCGUAUUCUUGAUAUAUUAGAGAAGACCGUUGAGAAAGUGACUAAUGAGGGUGUAGACCGCGCAUUUGCACGCUUCGAUUGA
This is a messenger RNA of Aspergillus tanneri, 1038 nucleotides long. RefSeq lists its product as uncharacterized. The record is from RefSeq and is a predicted model, not a curated record. The coding region runs from base 1 to 1038 and encodes 345 amino acids. The transcript has a single exon. NCBI's taxonomy places the organism in Eukaryota, Fungi, Ascomycota, Eurotiomycetes, Eurotiales, Aspergillaceae.